Molecule: messenger RNA, 2352 nt
Organism: Triplophysa dalaica
Lineage: Eukaryota; Metazoa; Chordata; Actinopteri; Cypriniformes; Nemacheilidae
Exons: 6
Coding region: 365-1537 (390 amino acids)
Source: RefSeq, a predicted model, not a curated record
GCUGCGAAAACCUAUAUCUUCACAUGUUGAAAACUUAAAGAAACAAAUCACUCUGACCUGACACCUUUCAUCAAAACAUCAAUCAAAGGGUUUUUAUUGGAAGUGUGCAGGUGUGGGAAGGGACAGGGAGUGUUUUGCAUAAGGUGUGUAGAGAAUACUUUCAUUUUCAUUUCUGGUGAAUCUUAUCAUUCUUUAUCUACUUACGCAUCAGUCUGAACCAUCAGUCUCUACUGAACUCACCACACCACACUGCCAUGACCUAAACAUCACAAAGAAGAGUUUCUGUUCCAACUUAGGAAUUACAUUACAACAACCAUUUUCACAUCAGUCACCAGUCUUCAGGAUUUUUACUGAAGAUACCACCAUGGGUCCCAGCUUGAUUUUCCUCUGUCUGUCCCUUCUGAUCCACAGUGGUGUGUUUGGUGAUGAAGUGAAGUCAGUGUCAGUGAUGGAGGGACAUUCUGUUACUCUACACACUGAUGUUGUUAAACAGAGAGAUGAUAAGAUCGUGUGGUAUUAUGGGCCUGAACACACAUUUGUUGGCACAAUCAAUGGAAAGCCCAACAGCACCAAGUUAUCUAAAGAUGAGAUAUUCAUAGACAAACUGAAGCUGGAUGAUCAGACUGGAGAUCUCACCAUCACAAACAUCACAUCUCAACAUUCUGGACUUUAUACAAUGAAGAACAGCAUCAAUAAUAAAGUCUCAAGUUUUAGUGUUACUGUCUAUGGUGAUGUGAAGUCAGUGUCAGUGAGAGAAGGAAAUUCUGUUAUCCUGUACACUCAUGUUCUUAAACAGAGUCAUGAUCUGAUGGUGUGGACUUUUGGACCAGAAAACACACAUGUUGCAACAAUUGAUGUACAAGCCAAUAACAUCACAUAUUCUGAGGAUGAGAUGUUCAGAGACAGAGUGAAGCUGGAUGAUCAGACCGAAGCUCUCAUGAUCCAUGACACCACAACUCAUCACUCUGGACUUUAUACACUAAUGAUCAGCAACAAUAAUAAACUCUCAUACAUGAAAUUUAGUGUUACCGUCUAUGAGGAAAUGAAGUCAGUGUCAGUGAGAGAAGGACAUUCUCUUAUUCUGUACACUCAUGUUCUGAAACAGGGUCAUGAUCUGAUAGAGUGGACGCAUGGACCUGAAAACACACAUGUUGCAACAAUAGAUGUAGAGGCCAACAGCAUCAUGUUCUCUGAUGAUGAGAUGUUCAGAGACAGAGUGAAGCUGGAUGAUCAGACCGAAGCUCUCAUGAUCAAUGAGACCACAAGUCAUCACUCUGGACUUCACACACUGAAGAUCAGCAACAACAAAUCACACUUUUAUAAGAGGUUCAGCGUUACUAUCGUUACUGUCAGUGAUUUUCAUGUCCUGUGGCUCUGUGUGAUUCCCGCUGUACUUCUGAUCUGUGCCUGUAUCUGUAUCUGGGUCUUUGUACACAAACAAACAGCAAAUUCUAUGAAAAAACAACUUCUAACAGAUGACGUAAGCAGCAAAAACUCCAGCAUCACAGAUGUUGCCAUCUCUGUAAUGCAAGAUUAAAUAUGUUCCAGGGGUGUUGCUAGACCUUAAGCUAUAUGGGGCACGGGCCGAAGUUACUUUUUCUAUCAUUUUUAUCUUGAAAGCAGUGCAAUAGUGAUUUUUAGGUUUAGGUGAUGGGAUAGGGGAUAGAAUAUAUACUGAAUUAAAGUCAAUGGAAAAAUCUAUCACCCCCUCCCACACACAGACACAUUAACCCAGCUCAUUGGUGGAAGUUAAAGGCAAUAGGCCAAGAAACAGCAUAUUGUUUCCCUUAUUUAGUGACUAAAUGUAUUUUUUAAGAGUUAUUUAGACGAGAAUGUAUGUGUUUAAAGUUCAAAUCUGUGAGACGUGAGCUUCAGGGAACCACAGAGUGCUCAGGGCUAAUGUAUCCUGACAAACGCAUCCUCAACACCUCGCAAGUCCUUCUGAAACAUAACAUCUGUAAAGUAAGCAGUUAAGCAUUAAAUUAUUAAUUAUUUUGGGCAUAUAUCUAACGGUCAAAAUUUUGUUUUAUAAAUCUAUACUUUGUUUUUUGGCUUAUCGUUUUUGACCUAGGGGCAAGUUUAGUUUCAUAACUUUAAAUUUUUUAUUUAACUUUGUACUGCUGCAUUUUGGCAAAUUAUUUAAGUAUUUCAUACAACAAACAUCUUAAUGCAUUAUAAAAAGGAUCGUCUUCUAUAUCAUAUUUCAUUUUAUUAAAAACAAAAAACAGAUAAUCAAGGUAUAGGCACAUAGCCUAUGUUGCCUGAAUCAUUUGAAUGUCCUUAUAUUGUGUAUAACAUGUUCUUAACAUGUCCUAAAAAUAACUUGAAAAAAUAAAGCUAAUACAAUGUUGA